GGCCUCACCCACACGCCCGCCCACCCCCUUCCGUUUGCGUCUCCGCGUGCUCCGGCCCACGUGCCCGCAACCGGGCACUGACUAGCGGGUCAGCGUGGCGUAGCCCGCGGUUGCCAUUUCCGUAUUUUGUGCCCAGGAAGUGGGUGACGAGGAUCCCCUAAAGAUACCAUCACUUCCAGACAGCAGGAAGUAAAUUUAAGAAUACGACAUCUGGGUGGUGGCUUGGGCAGGACGCACGUGGUGCAGAACAAGAUGAUGGAUGCAGAAGUGAUUACUUUGCCAAAGAAGCAUAAAAAGAAAAAAGACCAGAAGCCAUUACGAGAAGAUGAUGUAGCUGAAAUACAACAUGCUGAAGACUUUCUUAUCAAACCAGAAUCCAGAGUGGCUCAAUUGGACACUUCUCAGUGGCCCUUGUUACUAAAGGAUUUUGAUAAGCUAAAUGUAAAGACAACACACUAUACGCCUAUUCCUUGUGGUUCAAAUCCUUUGAAGAGGGAGAUUGGGGACUAUAUCAGGACAGGUUUCAUUAAUCUUGACAAGCCUUCUAACCCCUCUUCCCAUGAGGUGGUAGCCUGGAUCCGACGAAUACUUCGGGUAGAGAAGACAGGUCACAGUGGCACACUAGAUCCCAAAGUGACUGGUUGUUUAAUUGUGUGCAUUGAACGAGCCACUCGUUUGGUGAAAUCACAACAGAGUGCAGGCAAAGAGUAUGUGGGAAUUGUCCGCCUGCACAAUGCUAUUGAAGGCAGCACUCAGCUUUCUAGGGCCCUAGAAACUCUGACAGGUGCCCUGUUUCAGCGACCCCCACUUAUUGCUGCAGUAAAGAGGCAGCUUCGAGUGAGGACGAUCUACGAGAGCAAAAUGAUAGAAUAUGAUCCUGAAAGAAGAUUAGGAAUCUUUUGGGUGAGCUGUGAAGCUGGCACUUACAUUCGGACACUAUGCAUACACCUUGGCUUGUUACUGGGAGUUGGUGGUCAGAUGCAGGAACUUCGCAGGGUGCGUUCUGGAGUCAUGAGUGAAAAGGACCACAUGGUGACAAUGCAUGAUGUACUCGAUGCUCAGUGGCUGUAUGAUAACCAUAAGGAUGAGACUUACUUGCGGCGUGUUGUUUACCCUUUGGAAAAGCUGCUGACAUCUCAUAAACGACUGGUUAUGAAAGAUAGUGCAGUGAAUGCAAUAUGCUAUGGGGCCAAGAUCAUGCUUCCUGGUGUUCUCCGAUAUGAGGAUGGCAUUGAGGUCAACCAGGAGAUUGUGGUCAUUACCACCAAGGGGGAAGCUAUCUGCAUGGCUAUUGCAUUGAUGACUACAGCGGUGAUUUCUACCUGUGAUCAUGGCAUAGUAGCCAAGAUAAAGAGGGUGAUCAUGGAAAGAGACACUUAUCCUCGGAAGUGGGGUUUAGGUCCAAAGGCAAGUCAGAAGAAGAUGAUGAUCAAGCAGGGCCUUCUAGACAAGCAUGGCAAACCCACAGACAAAACCCCUGCCACUUGGAAGCAGGACUACAUUGAUUACAGUGAUUCUGGCAAGGAGGCACUGGUUGCUGAAGCCGGACGAGCCCCUCAGUUAACUGCUGCUGCAGUAAAAGCCAUGAAAAGGAAGCGGGAGAGUGAGAGUGAAAGUGACGAGACCCCUCCAGUAGUCCCCCAGGUGAUGGAGAAGGAAAAGAAGAAAAAGAAGGACAAGAAGCCUAAAACUGUGCCAGAAAGUGGGGGCGAAGCUGGACAUGGGGACAGUGAUACCAGCAAAAAGAAAAAGAAGAAGAAAGUAAAAGUGGUGGAAGAGAUAUCUGAAUAGUAAAAGCCACUUGAAGCAUCAUGUCAAACUGGGAGGAGAAAUGAAAGCCUUAUUGAGAAAACAUUUUGUUGAGGGAGUAGAACAGAGGACCCAAACAGAAUAGAGUUCUGGUACACUUUUCCUGCCACUUGUGAUCUCAGUGGUUAGGGUGUGGCCAUCUUGUUCUGUCCUGUUUUAAGAGAUGAAACACAGGUUUUUUUUCCACUGACCCCUUUGCUUGCUUGAGGUGGGGAAGCACACCUUCAGACAUGAAACUGCCUCGUCACUGUUUGUGACUGUUUACUAGUGGCCAUUUUAAACAAUGCCAUAGAUAGUCCUCUCCUAGUUUGCUUUUUUUAUGUUUGUAAAAAUUAACUCUGCUGAAUAAAAUGGUAUAGAACCUUAAAAAAAAAGGAAUAUGACGUUCACAUUCCCAAGAGGUGGGUGGUUUUUGGCCAUUCAAUGGGUUAUGGAUAUUUGUCAUUGUUUAGGGGGGUUGGUUACAAGUUGUUAUUGGUUACAGUUAGAGGAAAAGCUAAACAAAGGAAAUUAGAUUCAAGGUUCUUAUUUUGAAAAGAAAAAAGGAGGAUAUAAAUAUAGGAUAAAAAGGUAGAUUAUUGAAUCUACUCUGCAAAGAAAAAAGGGGAGGAUAUAGAUAUGGUAAGAUAAAAAGGUAAAUUAUUGAAUCUACUUUUUUAAAAAAAUUUUUAAAGAUUUAUUUAUUAUAUAUACACUCUUCUGCCUGCAUGCCAGAAGAGAACACCAGAUUUCAUUACGGAUGGUUAUGAGCCAUCAUGUGGUUGCUGGGAAUUGAACUCAGGACCCCCUGGAAGAGCAGCCAGUGCUCUUAAAUUCUGAGCCGUCUUGCCAGCCCUGAAUCUACUUUUAAAAAGCAACUAUUAGUUUUAAAUGUUUUACAUUGGAUUGGAUUUUUAUAUAUUGUAUACAAAUUUUGUAUAUUUGUAUUAACAAAUUUGAAAUUAAUUUUGUUAGAAUAUACUAUACAUACAUUUUUACUGUUGUUCAAGGUAUGUUGUACCUAUUCAACUCAUUUAACAAUGAUGCAAAUUUCUAGUCCUUAAAUUUUUAUUACCAACUAUUUAGUAUAAUAAGGAAAUGCAGGUUAGUAGUUAAUCACCUAUUAUAAUUGAAUUUAUAGUCACCUUAAAUAUGUUUUCAAGGUCAAACAAAGAUAUAUAUUAGAUAGACAGGUCAUCUUCAAACACUUCAGAGAUCUACAGACUAUGGCAUUUAAGGUGUUUUCAUAACAUAAGGCUUUUUAUGAUGGUGAUAUACAUCUGCUCCUAGCAGCACCAAUCUGCUUCAGAGAAGAUAAUGGGCAUUGAAGAAACUCCAUAUGGAGUUUACUUUACUUGUGGCAAAAACAAGCCACCAGGCAAGAAAAUGCCCUUGCCUUGACUGCUGACAGUAUGCUGUCCUAAUUGGACAAGCAGAACACAAAGAAAGUGACUGCCAAACAUUGUCAAGGCAAGAGAGAACAGCCCUUCAGAAUACCCUGCUUCACAGAAAAGUCUGUCGAAUAUGCUAAGCCUGUCUACUGAAGGUUGGUGCCCCAAUGUUUCAGAAGAACUUUGAGUGACAGUCCAGGCAGCUAGUUCUUUCUGUCAUUUCUCACAACUUUUGGGAUUUGCUUCUGGCACUUCCUGUUUACUCAAUUAAUAUUAUUUCUUUCUUAGGUCUCUGAGGGAGUUGAAGACUAGAUAGUUAUAGUUUUCCUUGAUUACCAGAUGCAGAAAGCAAGUUAUGAUAGAAAGAAAAUUAGGUACAAGAAUUUGGACUCACCAAGAUAGAUAUGGAGUAUUUUCUCUGAAUUUGUCAGAUGCAAAUGAACUAGAUAUUGUUGAUGUAUUUAUAGCCUAUAUAUACUGUAUAUAGUUAUUGUACUUAUAUAUAAUUUUCUUAGAUUAUAACCUUUAUUUUAGACAAAAAGAGGGAAAUAUAAUAUUUGUAUUUUAAUAAGUGAAGCUUAUCUGAAGAUCAGUGCAAAACAGCCACACUAAUCAACCAUACAAGCCAGGCAGUGGUGGCACAUACCUUUAAUCCUAGUAGGUAUAUUAGUAAGCCACAGAGGCCAGGUAGUAGUGGUACAAGCCUUUAAUCCCAGCACUAGAGAGGAAUAUAAAGAAGGAUGAGACAGGAACUCGCUCUUUUUCAGUUUGAAGAUUUAAUAGAGGUAAGAACUCUCUAGUGGCUUGGCUGCUUUGCUUUUCUGGUCUUUGGGUUGAACCCCAAUAUCUGUCUCAGUUUUUAUUAUUCAUGCUCCACCUAUUCUUAGUGAUUCUACUCUUAAGAAGUCACUUAAGGAAAUUGGAAGACUUUGAAUCAAGAGUUGAAGCAAGAAUGAAGAAGUUAGUGUGGGGUAGGUAUCUAGUUGACAGCUGUACAUUGACAGGGGUUGGAGUGGACAGGCGGGUGUGGGUUCGUGCUGGGAAACCCCAAGAGCAAAAGAAGGGUGAUAAGAUACUGAAGAGUAACAUGACUUUCAAAUAAUCUAAAAUCAUAGUAUAUAAUAAAGUUUAGGGUCCAGUGAUGGUGGUGUGCCAGGAAUUAGAGGUCUUAAACCAGACCAAUGACCCAUGGUCAAAGAACAUUUUCAAGGAAAGCCGAAUGGAUAAAAGGCACGCUGGGUGACAUACCUCAGCUCCCACUUCCACUCAGACAAAUGAAAGUGCAAGAGAAGUGGGAAAGAUGGAGGAGCCAGUGGGGGGUGGGGCGUGACACAUAUCUUUAAUCCCAGCACUCAGGGAGGCAGGAGGCAGGCAGAUCUCUGUGAGUUCGAGGCCAGCCUGGUCUAUAAGAGCUAGUUCCAGGUUAGUCAUGGCUCACAAAGAAAUCCUGUCUCGAAAAACAAAAAAACACAAACAAAACAUCAGCAAUAACAAAAAAAAAGAUGGAGGCGCCAAGAGGGCUUCUUUUUGUUGUUUUGUUUUUAUUGUUUAGUUAGUUGGUGGGUUGAUUGGUUUGGUUUAAUUUUUCUUGUUAACUUUUCUUUUGCAGGAGCGGGGCACUGCAAGGGUGAAGAGCAGACAGGACUGGGGAAUGAGCGGAAUUGGGGCACAUGAUGUGAAGAUUCCAAAGAAAGUAUGUUAAAAAAAUAAAGAAUAAAGUUUAGGGUCGGCAGGAUGCCUCAUCAUUUAUAAGCACCUGCCAAGGAGUCUGACAGCUUGAGUUCGAUCCCCUGGCCCCACACGCUGAAGAGCCGACUCCUGAAGGCUGUCCUCUGACCCGCACAUGAACAUUAUGGCAAGUGCUCAGACACAGGCUCACACACACAGCAAGCAAACACAUAAAUGUGAUGAAUUCGAUAGUUUAAUGCUGCAGGUAGGAACUGCCUGUAGUUCCAGUCUGAGAAGGUACUCGUAGGAGGAUCCGGAGCUCACAGUCAUCCUCCUUUACUCAGGAGACCUCAUUUCAAUAAACGAAAAAGCAUGAUUUAAAGAAUGGUGCAUUGUUGGCUUGGGAGACAGAGGCAGGAGAGUCCACACGUUCGGGGCCACACAGGGCCGCACAGUGGGACUUUCCCUCAAAAAGCCAAGAUAGGCAAAUAAAUAAUUCAACGUAGGUUGGUUGUAGUUUUCUCAUGGCAUAGACAGUGUUGCAGCAAGCCGAAGGGCCUCCACAAGGUGGCGCUCUGACUACAUCUAUCGCUGAGACUGGCUUCAGAGCGCUUUAUUCGGUUACUCCUCGCUCAGUCUGUAAGAGCCCUAACUAGAGGUCUGUCACACUCCAGCCAUAGUCAGCCCCCCUAUCAUUAGUGCCAAGCCUUCCUCCUGGAGCAAUGACAGUGUCAAUUUCAGCAAUGGCAACGAGGGAACAAAUACAGCUGUUGUGCCUUUUAGAGUAAUUGCUACAGGCCCUUUGGAGACAGCAUUGUAAUCACAGCGCUUAUACAGAC
Alexandromys fortis (reed vole) is the source of this 5686-nucleotide messenger RNA. Its product is annotated as H/ACA ribonucleoprotein complex subunit DKC1-like. Lineage: Eukaryota; Metazoa; Chordata; Mammalia; Rodentia; Cricetidae. Bases 253 to 1791 code for a protein of 512 amino acids. The record is from RefSeq and is a predicted model, not a curated record. Gene Ontology annotation, biological process: mRNA pseudouridine synthesis; box H/ACA sno(s)RNA 3'-end processing; snRNA pseudouridine synthesis. Gene Ontology annotation, molecular function: pseudouridine synthase activity; RNA binding. The transcript is spliced from 2 exons. Gene Ontology annotation, cellular component: box H/ACA snoRNP complex.